This is a messenger RNA of Debaryomyces tyrocola, 480 nucleotides long. The record is from the annotation of a GenBank genome assembly. Lineage: Eukaryota; Fungi; Ascomycota; Pichiomycetes; Serinales; Debaryomycetaceae.
AUGAAGCGUGCCAAACAUGUCCUCAGAUAUCUUAAAGGAACCCAAGAUAUCGGCCACCAUUAUAACGGAGACAGCUCAUUGGAUAUAUACUGCGAUAGUGAUUGGGCUAGUGACAAGGGUGACAGGAAAUCAAUCACAGGAUACAUUGUUAAAUAUGGUGGAUCUCCAAUGUCGUGGAAAAGUAAGAAACAGUCCAUAGUAGCCAUUUCGGCCGCUGAAGCUGAGUAUCUCGCAUUGAGUGAGGCUGUCAAGGAAGCGUUAUGGAUUAUUCGGUUGUUCCGUGAGAUGUGUGUUCCAUUAAAAUUGCCUAUACCAAUCCAUGAAGAUAAUUACUCAUGCAUACUCCUCGCAGAGCAUCCUGUAUUUCAUUUGCGCACUAAGCAUAUUGAUAUACGCGAUCAUUUCAUAAGAGAGCAUAUAAUAAGAAAAGAAAUAAACUCUGUCAGAUUGAUACCAAUUCACAAACUACAGACAUGCUGA